CAGAGUGAGAUGAGUUUACACGGAUACAUUUAAACUUUUCCUCUCUUCUCAAUGAAUAUCCUUCGAAUAGUGAUGAAGGAUAUUUAAGUCAAAGACAAGUGGCAACUCCAGCUCAUUUUUGAAAUAUUGGCUUUGUCACAUUAAAUCUCCUUUUACGGAGUUCAAUAUGGGAUUACGCAUAUUUGGCACGCCACUUUACGCAUAUGCGUGCGUCUAUUUGUUUGUUUUCCUCCUGCAUGCUGUGCAGUCUCAGACAAACUCGGGGACCCAGCAAGGAAAUAACCAAAGAGCGGCUCUCCGGCAGACGCUACAGUGGUCCCACAACGGCAAGGUCUUCAGCAUUUUAAGCCAGGGCUCUGAGUAUCAGCCACCGAAACGCAGGGGCGCAUCUCAGCAGCAAGUGCACGCACGACCUGUCACCAUCAUCCGUGAUGCCAACGUGAGACAUCCGGACACCUCGAGCCAGCCUGUGGCCCCGUCUCUGCUCCAAAGGCUCGUGAGAGGACGCGAGCACCGCCAGCAUCACAAUGACCACGUCAGUGAACGCAACGGGACGCAGAGGAGCAGCAACGAGACCCAGGGAAAGGUCACCGUCAGUCCGCCUCCGGCCCGGAGAGAAGACAUGAUGGUCGGUGAUGAUCCCUACGACCCCUACAAGUCCAGUGAUGGCGAUAACCCAUAUUACAAUCAUUAUGACGUGUACGACAGACCGAGCCAGAGAUCGAGACCCGGAUAUGGCACAAGGUAUCAUCAGUAUGGUCUGCCUGAUCUGGUACCUGACCCGUACUACAUUCAAGCCUCUGCUUAUGCCCAGAGAGUCCCAAUGUACAACCUGAGAUGUGCAGCUGAGGAGAACUGUUUGUCAAGCUCAGCCUAUACAGCCAGCAUUAGAGACUAUGACACCCGCAUGCUGCUGAGGUUUCCUCAGAGAGUCAAGAACCAAGGGACGGCGGACUUCCUCCCCAGCAGGCCACGUUACUCCUGGGAGUGGCACAGCUGUCACCAGCACUUCCACAGCAUGGAUGAGUUCAGCCACUACGACCUGCUGGACGCCUCCAGCCACCACUCGGUGGCUGAAGGUCACAAAGCCAGCUUUUGCCUGGAGGACACUUCCUGUGACUACGGCUAUUACAGGCGAUAUGCCUGCACCUCACAUACCCAGGGCCUGAGUCCAGGAUGUUAUGAUACUUACAACGCAGACAUCGACUGCCAGUGGAUUGACAUCACAGAUGUGAAACCUGGAAACUAUAUCCUCAAGGUCAGUGUAAAUCCCCAAUAUCACGUCCCAGAAUCAGACUACAGCAACAACGUUGUGCGCUGUGACGUUCGCUACACUGGCAACUACGCCUACGUGUCAGGUUGUCACAUGUCAUCGUAUUAGAUGACAUGACAUCAUUCACAGGAACUCAGCAAAGAUGUUCUGUGUAUUACAAUGCAGAGGACUGCAUAUGAAAGCAUUAUUAAAUAAAUAUUAUAUUGUGAUACAUACAUUUUAAAUUUUAAAAAACUCCCAACUUGGACAGAAAUGCUAGGAAUAAUCUGACGCCAUGGUGACGGAUAAUGUUGUUGCUUGUUUUUCUCCAUACUGAUAAGUAUGUUGUUAUCUCAUCUUUUCACGAGAAUAUCUUUAAAUUCUUACUUUUAUUGCUUUGUACUGUAUGCUUGCGUUUUAUACCACUUGGAGGAGAGUUAAAGAAUACAAUCAAUUCAAUUUAGAAUCUGAAGAAGUGUGAACCAGUUUACCCUCAGUGUGAAGUCAAUAUCAAUUAAAUCACAAUUUUAAAAUGAACCAGCUUUUAAGGAAAUGUAUUUGUUAUAUUUAUAUGCAACGAAAGAAACUCUUUACUGCAAAGAUUUUAUUGAAACUGAGUUGAAUAAAACUUUGUGAUAUUGUAACACCUUUUUUCUUGGAAUGACCAGAUUAAGGGAGACUUCCCUGUCUUGCCUUGGUUUCUUAUAUUUUUCUAUGUCUUAUUGUAUUUGCCACACACACAUCACAUACGUGCACACACCAUAUAAACCGUGUAUACAAAUGGUUUAAAUGGCUGCAAACUUCUGAUUAUUUUCUUUACACAUUAUUAUAUAUAUUUUUGAUUAAUCCAUUAAUUGUUUAGUCAAGAAAAUGUCACAAAAAAUAUAAAUUUUCCCAUCAAAAGUUUCCAGUGCCCAACGUAACAUCUUCAUUCAAAUAUAAAACAGAGAGAAAGCAGCAAAGGGCCAAAUCUGAGAAGCUGUAACAUGAACAUGUUUGGCAUUUUUACAUAUAUUAUUUGUUCAUAUGUAUAUUUUGUAUAUAUUCUACACAAUAUAUUAACGUAAUGAUAUGUUUAUUGAUUACUGGUUAAUA
Messenger RNA from Anoplopoma fimbria (sablefish), 2347 nucleotides. RefSeq names its product lysyl oxidase a (gene loxa). Gene Ontology annotation, biological process: peptidyl-lysine oxidation. Lineage: Eukaryota; Metazoa; Chordata; Actinopteri; Perciformes; Anoplopomatidae. The record is from RefSeq and is a predicted model, not a curated record. Gene Ontology annotation, molecular function: protein-lysine 6-oxidase activity; copper ion binding. The coding region runs from base 167 to 1381 and encodes 404 amino acids. The transcript is spliced from 7 exons.